UUCAUAAAAUGUUUUCUUCAUUCAAAUUACAUCGAGUCGAAAGCAAUUUAUAUGUCAAUUGGUGAGAAUAAUUCAUUUAAAGCGACGCAAUUGCAAACUUGUUCAUUCAACAACAAAAAAACUGAUUGCCUUGGCAACGUCUCGAUAAAUAAAACGUCACAUAAAAUAAACAAUCGUCGUUGAUAUUGCACCAGUUCAUGAAUCUGGCGGCUGUAUAGUGCGUUUAAGAAUAAUGGCGCUUUGUCCGACUUCAAUUAAUGAUAGCCCAUCCACCAAUUUGAUUGAUAAUGAUUCAGAUGACAGCUAUUUUUGCCAAGUAGUUUUCGAACUCAUUGAACGAAUCGGGAGAGAAGUCGCCUUCUAUGAAGACUACGAAUCAAAUAUUAGUGCAAAAGAUUUCAAACAUAUCGAACUACAAAUACAAGCACAACGCAUUGAAAAGAUUUUGGAUUUGUGCAUUGCCAAAAUUCCGCUGGUUUUUUAUAUCUCCAGUUUAAUUGAACAACCACGUGAUCAUCAUUUGAAACUACUCUUCUCGCGGCGUGAUGCACAACAAAUCGAACAAUUCACGCAAAAAUGGUCGAAUCUCACUGCAGACGCUUCGAAUAUUGAUUUCAUUGCUGACCUAAACGUAUGUCUUGAUAUUGUGGAAAAUAACGAUGCAGCCAAGGAGUGGCAAAAGAAUUCGUAUAGUGGGCAACGUAUCAUUGUCCUUUUAACGGAAUUGAGACGAAUAGCUUGUCAUCGUAUUCAAAUGACUGCUUCCACGGAAAUGGCCAGACAGAAGGUUUUGCACCAGAUUUGGGCUGCAAAUACCAAGAAUACGCGAAAACUCAAUCAGAUACGUCGUGAAAUUGAAGAAGAUCAACUGAAAAUGUCCAGCAUUGCCACAGAGAAACAAGACGAAAUCGAACGUCAUGAGUUUGAAAAGCGACGCCUUAUUCAUAAGAAUAGUAUGGCGCUCAAUCGAUUGGUAAUCGAAUCGAAUAAAGUGAUGACGGAGAUAUGUGAAAUUGGAAAAUGCCAUCAAAAUGCGGCUCAACAAUCGGUGUUGCGGGCCAAAGAAAUGUUCGAUACUUUACGAAAGAAUGAUAUAUGCGAGGAAAAUGAAGCGAUUCAGAAAAAAAUUGACCUAGAAAAUCAACUAAAGGACUUUUUGCAAGUGUACGAUCAGGAAAUCGGAAUGCGUAGCCAGAAGUUUCGGGAGUGUAAGAAGAGUCUAAUGCAAGAAGCUAAAACGUUGGAUGAUUGGAAGGAAAAGUACAAAACGCAAGAAGUUUUAUAUAAUAGAAUUCAAGCCGACAAAGAGGCUGAAGAGGAGAAGAGACGCGAACAGCGUAUUCUGUUAUUUAUGAUGAAUCGUGUAGCUCGAAUUAUACAACGGAAUUACCGACGUCUGUUGGCUCAGCGAAAAGCAAAAAAGAAAGGGAAAGGCAAAAAAGGUGGCAAAGGGAAAAAAUAA
Messenger RNA from Sitodiplosis mosellana (orange wheat blossom midge), 1462 nucleotides. Its product is annotated as dynein regulatory complex protein 10-like. The record is from RefSeq and is a predicted model, not a curated record. Lineage: Eukaryota; Metazoa; Arthropoda; Insecta; Diptera; Cecidomyiidae. The coding region runs from base 233 to 1462 and encodes 409 amino acids. The transcript has 4 exons.